Molecule: messenger RNA, 2717 nt
Organism: Dicentrarchus labrax (European seabass)
Lineage: Eukaryota; Metazoa; Chordata; Actinopteri; Moronidae
Gene: lrit1b
Product: leucine-rich repeat, immunoglobulin-like and transmembrane domains 1b
Exons: 4
Coding region: 162-2120 (652 amino acids)
Cellular component (GO): endoplasmic reticulum membrane
Molecular function (GO): protein binding
Source: RefSeq, a predicted model, not a curated record
CCUAUCCUUUUUAUCUCGGGUUUCCGACCAGUCGGAGCAGUAUGGAGCUGUGAGCCUGCACACCACGAUGCAUCCGAUGCCCCGUUAGACUGAGCUGUAGCGCCUGUUUGUUUUUAUUGUAGUUUAGCUGCAUAGCGGGUUAUUAGCGUGCAGGAGAAAAAAUGAGUCGACAUUUUACUGCAGCUUUUUGUUUGGCUUUAGUUUUUCUUCCUCUGCUGAGCAAUUCAUGUCCUGCACAAUGCAGCUGCUUCUUCCAUAAAUUGAGCGAUGGAUCAAAAGCAAGGAGUGUACUUUGCAAUGACCCAGAGAUCACUCUGAUUCCUCCAAAUUUCCCCACUGACACAUCAAAGCUGCGCAUUGAAAAGACAGCUAUCACACGGAUUUCAACCGACAACUUCCACUACCUUAACAAUCUGGAGUUUCUGUGGAUGUCUUUCAAUUCACUGAAUUCGCUGAAUGUCGACAGUUUCCGGGGUCUUUACAACCUGGAUGAGCUGAGGCUGGACGGAAACGCCCUCACCUCCUUCCCCUGGGAGUCUCUGACUGAUAUGCCAAACCUGAGGCUCCUCGACUUACACAACAACAAGAUCUCCACCAUCCCUGCCGAUGCCACCAUGUACAUAAAGAAUAUCACCUAUCUGGACUUAUCCAGCAACAGUCUGACAACCGUUCCUGCUGACGCUCUCACAAUGUGGCUGAGUGUGAAGCCAUCCCAGGAUACUGAUUCCUCCAAACUAAUUCUCGGUCUCCAUGACAACCCGUGGCUGUGUGACUGCCGGCUGCACGAUCUGGUCGAGUUUCAGAAGUCCCCAUCAUCCUCUGUGGCUCUCAUCGACACCAGGCUGAGGUGCGCUGAUCCGGAGAGCUUGUCAGGGGUUCUUUUCACUGAAGCGGAGCUGCAGAGGUGCCAGGGCCCUCGGGUGCACACAGCUGUGGCUCGUGUACGAAGCUCACUGGGCAACAACGUCCUGCUACGCUGUGGAACAGUGGGAGUCCCCAUCCCAGAGUUGUCCUGGAGCCGCGUUGAUGGCAAGAAAAUGAACGGCACCGUUCAGGAAGAGAUUUCAAAGGAGGGCAUCAUUUGGUCGAUUCUGAGCGUGCCUGCAGUCUCCUACCGAGAUUCUGGGAAAUACGUGUGCAAAGCAACCAACUUCGUGGGCACUGCAGAUGCCAUCAUCUCUUUGGUGAUCACAGAUUCCUUUCGGUCAGAGGAAGCAGGCGGUGGUGUUUCUAAGAGAACCAGAGGAAAGAAAACUGGUGGCAUUGGAAGAGCGGCAUACCAGGAGAAACUUAUUGCCAGAUAUGUUCCUCCACCAACCACCACAGCAGCCCAGCCCAUCAUUGAACCUGUCAAUGGCAAAGGUGUGACUGGAAAGUAUGAGAUUGAGAGCUACAGCAUCUCUGACGAUGCUUCUCAGGGACAAGACAAGGCGACAGACCCUCAGAGGACGGAGGAGUUGCAGCGGGAUGCUCUGAGCAACUUAGCCGCCAAUGCCUCAUCCUUACAGCAAGCUCCAGAGAAAAGGGUGGUGCGUUCGGUGAAAGUGAUCGGUGACACUGAUCAUACUGUCUCUCUGAACUGGCGAGCCCCUACAGCCAAAAACACCACAGAAUUCAGUGUCCUGUAUGCUGUAUUUGGUGAAAGAGACAUGCGUCGGAUCAAUGUAGGUGCUGGAAGGAACCGGAUCACCAUUGAUGGCCUUGUGCCAAAGACAAAGUACAUUGCUUGUGUUUGCGUCAAAGGCCUGAUCCCGAAAAAGGAGCAGUGUGUAAUCUUCUCAACAGAUGAAGCAGCCAGUGCUAGUGGCACUCAGAAGCUCAUUAAUGUGGUGGUAAUAACAGUGGCUUGCGUGAUUGCUGUCCCCCUGACACUGAUAGUGUGCUGCGGGGCGCUAAAGAAGCGCUGCCAAAAGCUGCUGGGACGGCAGUCCAAGGAAAUGCAGGACUCGUAUGUCACGUUUGAAACCCUUGGUCCUGCGGCCAAAGCUAAAGGGAUGGAGGGCGAGUAUCUGACCAGGCUGAAUCCUGACGAAUCCAACAGGCUCCUGUCAGCGAGGUCUAGUGUGGACUCAGAGGCCACAGCCAGGACUGAGGGGCCACCUAACGAGUACUUCUGCUAAAACCAAUUAUGCCCCAACCUGCAGAGGAUGCACUUUGUUUCUAUGUGAAUACUGUAGAUAAACCACUGUGCUCAGAGACUCAAAUGAUCCUCUUUUGGCGGUCUUCAGAGAACACUGGUAGCUCUGGCAGCAUUUGAUGUAUGACAUUGUUUUACAGCCUUGUGGGAAUAAAAACCACCAUUCAUUUGGUGGACAGCAAAAAAGGGAAAAUAUACACAGUGACAUGGUUUAAAUAUUUACAUUUGGUGUAAAUGUGUAAAAAUAACUUUUUUAAAUUUAAUUCAUCAUGCACUUUUAAAGGUUAUGUUUUGCAGAGGAAAAUGUCUUCAAAUGUUGCCCUAAACUGUAUAAAACCCUGACAAUUUUAUUUCCCCCAAGAUUUAACCUCUGCAUUGUGUUAAAAUCUUUAUUUAAAGUAUUUAGAUCAACCAGCAGUUGUUAGUGUAUUUUGCAUGUCAGUAUGAUGUUAAUGUGCCAGGUUUACUGUUGGGUCGAAAACCUAAAAUACAGUACAUUUUAUAAUGUGUAAAUAUUUGUGACCUGAAAUAUAUGUGUAUGUAUGAAUGUACUGUAUUAAAAUUAAAUAUUUUUUAUGUU